UAUGACUCUAGACUUUAGUAUCUUUCGAUAUGACUCUAGAGAUCCUCAGGUUUCAUGUCAGUUAAUAUCCGCCACUUUUGGUGACUCGUGCAGAAAUUUGUGUGCCUUAGCAAUCAGUCAGAAUAUCAUCAUGUGUUCAAUGAUUUCGAACUUUUUCAAUAUUCAGAUGGCACCAACUCAGGCUACCGUGGUCGCUCAGUUCCGCGAUUACCAUGCCGAGAAGUUCUCAGGGCAGGGAGACCCUCGCAUAGUUGACGAGUGGAUUCAGGGCCUGGAGUUUAUCUUCGAG
This is a messenger RNA of Striga hermonthica, 289 nucleotides long. NCBI's taxonomy places the organism in Eukaryota, Viridiplantae, Streptophyta, Magnoliopsida, Lamiales, Orobanchaceae. The record is from the annotation of a GenBank genome assembly.